Messenger RNA from Medicago truncatula (barrel medic), 1519 nucleotides. RefSeq names its product flavanone 3-dioxygenase 2. NCBI's taxonomy places the organism in Eukaryota, Viridiplantae, Streptophyta, Magnoliopsida, Fabales, Fabaceae. The record is from RefSeq and is a predicted model, not a curated record. The transcript has 4 exons. The coding region runs from base 274 to 1302 and encodes 342 amino acids.
AUUCCAUUUUGAUUUUGAUCAAAAAAAGUAGUAUAGAUAGCCGUGAAAAACCAGACCACCAAUGCACCAACCCCCAAUUUGCCAGCCAGAAUAGGAAAACUAUAUCAUGUGAUGUACCAACACCCAAGAGAAAACUAUGCCAUGCGAACCACAUGGGUAUGCUUUAAAAUAUUAAGAUCAAGAGGUACAAUAUAAUCAUUAUAAAACCACACAUAUAUUGCUCUUUUCUCCAUCAACAAAUUAAAAACCUUUCAUUCUUCACCUUGAAAAGCAAUGGAGAAACUUAUUACAAAUCGUUGGUCCAAUAUUCAAUAUGUCCCUGAAAACUAUAUAUUUCCCCCAGAAUCAAGACCAGGGAAUGUGAAAAUCCCAUUCAGUAAUAGCAUCCCAGUGAUUGAUCUAAGUGAAGCAUGUAAGGGUGAUAGAAGCAAUAUAAUCAAGAAAAUUAUCAAAGCUGCUGAGGAGUUUGGAUUCUUUCAGGUUAUUAAUCAUGGGAUUUCAAUGGAUCAAAUGAAGGAAACAAUGAGUAUUUUUAAGGAGAUUUUUCAUAUGCCUGAUGAGUACAAGAAAAACUUGUGUACUAAUGACCCUUCCAAGCCAUGCAAGAUGUUUACUAGCAGUUUCAACUAUGCAACUGAAAAGGUUCAUCUAUGGCGAGACAGUCUUCGCCACCCAUGUUAUCCUUUGGAGCAAUGGCAACACUUAUGGCCUGAAAAUCCAACUACAUACAGAGAGUGUGUAGGGGAUUUCUCAAAUGAAGUUAAGGAAUUAGGUUCGCGGCUCAUGAAUUUGAUCAGUGAAGGGCUCGGCCUGAAGUGUGGAUAUUUUGACAAUGAUCUUACCGGGUCAAUGAUUCUUUCGGUUAAUCAUUAUCCACGAUGUCCUGAACCAAAUUUGGCACUGGGAAUGAGUAAACACUCUGAUCCAAACCUCAUCACUAUUUUAAUGCAAGAUGAUGUAUCUGGUCUUCAAGUAUUGAAGGAUGGAAAGUGGAUUGCUCUUGAGGCUCGUCCUCAUGCCUUCAUCAUAAAUGUAGGCUACCAGCUGCAGAUAAUUAGUAAUGAUAAACUAAAAAGUGUAGAGCAUAGAGUGGUGACCAAUGCAAGUCAAGGUCGCACAACUGCUGCUUUUUGCUUAGCUCCUUCAGAUGAUUGCACUGUAGAGCCAGCACAAUCUUUCAUUGAUGAACACAAUCCACCAAUGUGCAAACCUUUCAAAUACAAGGAUUUCAGUUCCCACUACUUUAACAAAUAUGGUGACACCGAUGUAGUGCUUACAUCAUUUGGGGCAACAAAGAAUUAAGGUUUUGCUUCCAAGUGUUAACAUAAUUUAUGUUAUCAUAGAUAACAUAAAUUAAAUUUCUAAUUUGGUAUUUUCAUUUAUAAACUUCUAUGUAUUUUAAGUCCUAUCUUUAGUCUUGACAAACAUGUUAUAGGACAAGUAUUGAACUCGUGAUUGCCACAAAUGAUUAAUUGAUUUGUCUGGAUACCAAUUUAGUUGGAAAAUCAAUUAUCACAAA